Molecule: messenger RNA, 2510 nt
Organism: Cucurbitaria berberidis CBS 394.84
Lineage: Eukaryota; Fungi; Ascomycota; Dothideomycetes; Pleosporales; Cucurbitariaceae
Product: Thg1-domain-containing protein
Exons: 7
Coding region: 109-2391 (760 amino acids)
Biological process (GO): tRNA modification
Molecular function (GO): magnesium ion binding; tRNA guanylyltransferase activity
Source: RefSeq, a predicted model, not a curated record
CGGCGGACAGGCUUGCGCUGGCGUCCAUAACUCUUAUAUCUUUGCUCAAGUUAUUAUAAUGCGCGCCUGAGCAGCGGUCGAAGGCUGUGUCGUGCAAAGACGGGUGUCAUGGCGAAUUCCAAGUAUGGAUAUGUGCGCUCAUUCGAGCAGCCGGACAGCCUACUGUCCAACACCUGGAUCGUCGUGCGCAUCGAUGGGCGUGGCUUCUCAAAACUCACUGCGAAAUACAAAUUUAUCAAGCCAAAUGACCGGAAUGCGUUGGACCUUAUGAACGCCGCAGCUGAGGCUGUCAUGAAAGAAUUGCCAGACCUUGUACUCGCCUAUGGUAACAGCGACGAAUAUAGUUUCGUCUUCCACAAGGACUGUGUCUUAUUUGAGCGACGAGCUAGCAAGUUGACUACGACGAUCGUGUCUACGUUUACCUCUUAUUAUGUGUUCCUGUGGUCCACGUAUUUUCCUGAUAAGCCACUCACGCCUCCUCUUCCCUCGUUCGAUGGACGUGCAGUAUGCUAUCCGAGCGACAUCAAUCUCCGGGAUUACAUGAGUUGGCGACAAGUUGAUUGCCACAUCAACAAUCUCUAUAAUACCACAUUUUGGACCCUUGUCCAACAAGGUGGCAUGGGAGCUCAAGAAGCUGAGCAAAGACUAUCAGGCACUGUGUCGUCAGAUAAGAACGAGAUACUAUUUAAAGAUUUCGGUAUCAACUAUAAUAACGAGCCCGAGUGUUUCAAAAAGGGCACGGUGUUGUAUCGAGAUUUCUUUCCCACACCAGCAGCACAGCGGACGUCUUUACAAACUCUAGCAGCAUUUCCAUCGCCUCCCAUAGCGUCGCCCCAACCUACACGACCAUAUUUCCGUCCAGUAUCACAGCCAAUAGGGCGGACGAUACCCUAUCCGCAAGACCAGGUAGUAUCCCCGGGAGGUGAAGGUCCAGGCCCAACCUUCCUCUCGACAACAUCAACACCCUCACCACCACCUUCAUCCCACACAAUGUUGAAGACAGCGUUUCCUAACCCGCUGCGGUCAAAUCCCAUCAGCCCUCGUACCAGCACAUAUCCUCCAACAUCAUCGAUGCCGUUAUCGCCACCUUCAACAGUCACAUCACCGUAUGGAAACUCCAUAUCGCCGCACGCAAAGCAGGGUCUACCGUUAUUAACGCCCCUUCUACUAUCUCCGCCAACCUUGAAGCCAAGUACUAAGCCUCCGCUUUCCCUCAAUCCGCCAAACCCUACAACACGUACCAACUUCUCUCCAACCUCCUCGCCUCGGGACUUCCCUACAGCCUUUCCCAUUUCCGGCUAUACCCACAACACCUCAUCAAGAAUCGCUCAGCCUGUUUCUCACUCAGCAUCUGCUUCGAUGUCCACCGCAGGCCCAUCGAAACCCAGAUUAAAACAUCGCUCACCCAGUCAACCCCAGCUUCCAACAUACUUUACCUCGGGCAACUCUUCCUCAGGAGGCCCUCCAGCCAUACCUUUGCGCAUGUCAAGUAUACCAACCAACAACAAGCCUCGCAAGCUUGCUUUGCAGAACCAGCGAUCUAUAUCAACGUUGAAGCCAACGAGACAAAGCCCCGAGGGGAAAGAGAACAUUGCUAACCCCGCUCAAAUCACUGGUUCAAUGACGCCCAGAAAAGUGAGCCCACCGCUGUUUACAAACAAAGAAUUGCCCAGUCCUCCUAUAGACACAGAAGAGGAGAUGCGUACACGGGAGAAGGUUAUGAGGAGUAGUCCGCAGCAGGAGUGGGCGAGUUACACUACCGCGAGUAUCCAAGAGGCACAAAGAAGAGUUAGCGACUCUGACAAACGAGAUGGGCAUGUUUGGGUCGAUCAAGACGUAUCUCACGCUGGUACAAAAGAGUUGCCUACUGCGUCAACAUCAACGCAAAGGGCAAGGAACCAUUCUAGAUUACACUCUGCGCCCGCUGCGGCGUCAUCGUACUCUCCGUAUCCAGCCACCCAAGCCUUGUCAUCUACGAGCAGUACACCCAAACCGCAACCUAUUCCCAGCGCCAGCGCCACCACACCGAACCAAGACCCAGACAUCCCACAGACCCUUCCCCAGACCGAUAGUCCCAGCUUGAAAGCAGCGAAACCGAAACCGAAACCUCAGUCCUUCUCCCUACCCAACGCGUCGAAGCCUCUCGACACAGAGCAAAUCGCCACCCCGCUGAAGAGCAGCAACAAGGGCACAGUCUCGUCCGAGCAAGGCGGUUGGAACGCCAGCACGCAGCACGCGAACGAAGGCCGGCCUGUGCACAUGAGCCGCACGCAAAAGGACAAGGAGAGAAAGAAGAGGAGCAAAGCGAAAGUGCUGAUGGAGCAUAUUGAUAUUAUUAGAGAUGAGUUUUGGGAGAAGAGGCCGUGGAUAUUGAGUGGGAAGACGGGGUGAGUAUGAGUGUGCAUAUCUUCUAGGGGUGUUAAGGAGUUGGUCUGAACGGUGCUACAAGUAUUUGUUGGUUGUAAUUAGCGGGAGGGGAGGAGUCAUGGUAACGAAGUUGCGCUUGAUCG